UCUCCACUAUUCACAUUUUAAUUGUCGCCAUCAAACAAACCAUUAAACUAAAAGGAAAAGAAAAAAAGGACAACCACGGAGUUUCAACCUUCAAACUGGAACUUUCCAAUUUUCUCCUAUAAAUUCGAUCGAUGGUGACUUCAAGAAUUCAUCCGAUCAAAUUAAUCUCCUCUCUUUGCUCUCUCUGUAAUGGAAUCAAAACCUAAGUCUUUGGAUUUGAGCUCGAACUCGAACUCGAACUCGACCUCGAGCGGUAUACUGUCUCAGUUAUCCUCUGCUAGUGCUCGAUCGCCGGUGGAGAUUUCGUCGGAUCGAAUUCGAACGCUUCGAUUCGAGGAGAAGAUGGCAGCUGAUGGGAGAUCGAACUUGAAAAUUGUUGAAGGGGACUUUGGCUACGUUCUUGAGGACGUCCCUCACUUGAGUGAUUACCUCCCCAAUCUUGAAACGUAUCCAAAUCCUUUGCAAAACAAUCCAUCGUAUGCAGUUGUUAAGCAGUAUUUUGUACAUAACGAUGAUACUGUUCCACAAAAGAUUGUCAUCCAAAAGAAUAGUCCAAGAGGAACCCAUUUUAGACGUGCUGGGCCCCGUCAGAAGGUGUAUUUUCAACCUGAUGAUGUGCAAGCAUGCAUUGUAACAUGUGGAGGCCUAUGCCCUGGGCUCAAUACGGUGAUUAGGGAAAUAGUAUGCGGCCUAAACCACAUGUAUGGUGUCGACAAAGUUUUUGGUAUAGUGGAUGGAUACAAAGGUUUCUAUGCUCGUAAUACUGUUGACUUGACGCCAAAAAGUGUUGAUGAUAUCCAUAAAAGAGGUGGUACCGUCCUUGGUACAUCACGUGGAGGUCAUGAUACCAUGAAGAUAGUUGAUAGCAUUCAAGAUCGGGGGAUUCAUCAGGUUUAUAUAAUUGGAGGAGAUGGAACUCAAAAGGGGGCUUCUUUGAUUUUUGAGGAAAUUCAACGGCGUGGUCUCAAAGUUGCUGUUGCUGGAAUUCCUAAGACAAUCGAUAACGACAUUGCUGUCAUAGACAAAUCCUUUGGUUUUGAUACUGCUGUUGGGGAGGCCCAGCGGGCGAUCAAUGCAGCCCAUGUGGAAGCUUCAAGUGUUGAGAAUGGCAUUGGUGUUGUGAAGCUAAUGGGUCGCUAUAGUGGAUUCAUUGCUAUGUAUGCUACUCUUGCAAGCAGAGACGUGGACUGCUGCUUGAUACCAGAAUCCCCCUUUUAUCUGGAAGGAAAAGGUGGACUGUAUGAAUAUAUAGAAAAGAGACUUAAAGAAAAUGGGCACAUGGUUCUUGUUGUCGCUGAGGGUGCAGGGCAAGAGCUUAUUGCUGAAAGCCUGCGGUCGAUGGACCACCAGGAUGCCUCUGGAAAUAAGCUGCUGCUUGAUGUCGGCUUAUGGUUAUCUCAGAAAAUAAAGGAUCACUUCACUAACAGUGGAAGGAUGCAGAUAACUCUGAAAUAUAUUGAUCCGACUUACAUGAUUCGUGCAAUCCCAAGUAUUGCAUCUGACAAUGUUUACUGCACUCUGCUGGCUCAUAGUGCCAUUCAUGGAGCAAUGGCGGGAUAUACUGGCUUCACUGUUGGUCUUGUCAAUGGCAGACAUACCUACAUACCAUUUUAUAGGGUAACAGAGACAAGGAACAAGGUGGUGAUUACUGACAGAAUGUGGGCGAGGCUGCUUUCUUCAACUAAUCAGCCAAGUUUCCUAAGUGCCAAAGAUAUCGAGGAAGCAAAGAGAGCAGAAAAUCUACAAAAAUGGAGAUCAUCAAGUGGAAAGUUCACGCUUGAUGGUCAUCAUGUGAUGCCGGAGUAUGACAGUAAUGCUGAAAAUUGCGACACUGAAAAUAAUGGCACAACGCAGAAGUGUUGAAACUGGGUAUCUUUACUGCUCAUCCAAAAUUAUAUCUAUUAAGAUACAGUAGAUACUUAUGUGUCAUGCCUAUGUGGGUUUUCUUCCUUCUGAAAAUUUCAGUUUCUGGAUUUUUUUGUGGUAUCAAUAUAUAAGAUUGGGUACUGUAUGUAUUUCUCCACUCCAUCAAGCACUAGAGAUAUCAAAAUAAGGGGUAUGGUGUAUCAUAACCCGUUUCAUGUAUAUAUGAGGACUGUAAUCAACUAGUAAGAUCAUUUCUAAUUCUGUAGUAGUUUUGUCAACAUGUUUUCUGCUGUA
This is a messenger RNA of Asparagus officinalis (garden asparagus), 2160 nucleotides long. RefSeq names its product ATP-dependent 6-phosphofructokinase 6-like. Gene Ontology annotation, biological process: fructose 6-phosphate metabolic process; glycolytic process. The coding region runs from base 190 to 1863 and encodes 557 amino acids. Gene Ontology annotation, cellular component: cytoplasm. Gene Ontology annotation, molecular function: ATP binding; 6-phosphofructokinase activity. The record is from RefSeq and is a predicted model, not a curated record. The transcript is spliced from 14 exons. NCBI's taxonomy places the organism in Eukaryota, Viridiplantae, Streptophyta, Magnoliopsida, Asparagales, Asparagaceae.